CUGUGUGGGCCACACGUGUCACCGGGAGCCACCAAACCCCCUCGCUCUCGCCCAGUGCUGCUCAGGAGGGAAGACUGGAGAGCCUUUGCUCCAAAGGAUAUUUACUGGAUGUCACUGGUCUGAAGAAACAGAGAGAAAAAACCCGCAAGAGUUUAAAAAAAAAAAAACAACCCCAGAGCAUCUCUGUAGGCUGAUGCUGGGAAGACAGAAAUUGCCUCAUUAACCUAAGUGAGUGGGGGAGAGACAGAAGCAAACCCUCAGAAUGGAGGAAGAAGAAUAUGAGGAAGUUGUGGAGUACUACAUUGAGGAGAUGGUUAUUGAGGAGGGUGAGCCACAUGAGGUGGUCACUGAGAUCACUGAGACCAUCAGCACAGACUACUCAGUCCCUGAGACCAUCAGCACAGACUACUCAGUCCCUGAGACCACCACGACCACCACCUACACAGCUGAGCACACCCAGCCCUCUAGGGAGGAUGCAGCCCCUCCCAUCAGGAAGAAGACAAUCCGCACAAAAGUGGACCCAUCCAAGUUUCUGACACCUUACCUGGAACACAGCAAUAAAAUGAAGGACUUAUUCAGCGAGAACAAGUACAAGGAAAAAUUUAGAAAAGAAAAAGGAAAGCCAUAUGCUUCCACAGUUGAUACCCCAGAGAUCCGGAGGAUCAAGAAAGUGCAGGACCAGCUCAGUGAGGUUAAAUACCGCAUGGCUGGGGAAGUUGCCAGAACCAUUUGCCACGUGGAUGAAAAGGCCAUGGAUAUAGAACAUGCAAAGAAAGUGUCACAGCAAGUGAGCAAGGUAUUAUAUAAACAGAACUGGGAGGAGAAUAAGGACAAGUACCUGCUUCCCCCUGAUGCUCCAGAGCUUGUGAAUGCAAUAAAAAACACAGCUUUGUUCAGCAAGAAACUCUAUACUGAAGACUGGGAUGCAGACAAAACAUUGUUUUAUCCCUACAAUGACAGUCCAGAGCUCAGAAGGGUGGCACAGGCUCAGAAGACUCUGAGUGAUAUUGUCUACAAAAAGGGGCAUGAUGAAAGGAAAGCAAAAUUCACCACUCUGCCAGAUCCCCCUGAUGUGGAACAAGCCAAGAAGGUGACACGGCAGCUGAGUGAUGUUAUUUACCAUGAAGACUAUAAAAACAAAAUCAAAGGCAAGUGGAGUCAAACUCCGUGCUAUGAUGUGGCAGUUGCAAAAAUGAAUGCAGAAAAUCUAAGUAUGAGGAAAUACCAGGAAGACUUUGAAAACAUGAAAGACCAAAUCUACUUCAUGCAGACUGAAACUCCAGAAUAUGAAGCCAACAAACGAGCUUCAGAAAACAUCAGCAAGUUCAAAUACAGAGCAGACUAUGAAAAGAAGAAAGCUAUUGCAGAUUAUAAUGUGCUCCCUGCUACAGAGAACCCAUUGCUGAAGCAAUUAAAAACUGCAGGAAAUAUUCUGAGUGAUAAAUUAUACAAAGAAGCUUAUGAACAGUCCAAAGGAAACAAGAUGAAUUACUGUGAGACACCCAAAUUCCAGACUGAUGCUGCUCUGAAGAACUUUAGUGAUAUUAAAUAUAAAGAUGCAUAUCAGAAGAAUAUUUUGGGGCACUACUUGGGCAGCUUUGAGGAUCCUCAUCAAAUCCACUGCAUGAAGGUUGAAGCUAUGAAAAGUGAUAAAAAUUACAAAGCAGAUUAUGAGGAGGAAAAGACAAAGUGCUACUUCCCUCAGACCAUAACUCAAGAGUAUGAAGCAAUCAAGAAGUUGGAGCAAUGUAAAGAUUACACCUACAAAAAGCAUCCUGAUCAAACCAAAUUCACUUCAGUGAUCGACUCUCCAGUACAAAAGCAAGCAGAAAUCAACAGCAAACAGCUGAGUGAUAUAUUGUAUAAAUCAAAAGGGGAAGAAAUUAUUCACAAGUACCACCUCCCUCCUGAUGUGCCCCAGUUCAUCCAGGCUAGAGUUAAUGCCUACAACAUCAGUGAUGCUAACUACAAAGCAGACUGGAAGAAAACCCUUGCCAAAGGCUAUGAUCUGAAACCAGAUGCCAUUCCAAUUAUUGCUGCUAAAGCUUCUCGGAAUAUUGCAAGUGAUUACAAGUACAAGGAAUCCUACGAGAAAGACAAAGGCAAACAGGUCGGGUACCGGAGCCUGCAGGAUGAUCCCAAACUUGUUCACUACAUGAACGUGGCCAAAAUCCAGUCGGAUCGGGAAUACAAGAAGGAUUAUGAAGUCACCAAGACCAAAUAUCACACUCCUCUGGAUAUGUUCAGCGUGACAGCUGCCAAGAAAGCCCAGGAAGUGGUGACAAACACUGGCUAUAAGCAACCAAUUCACCAUUACACCCUCCUGCCUGAUUCUGUGAACCUGGAGCUCUCCAAAAAUGUGAUGCAGCUUCAGAGUGAUAAUCUGUACAAAUCUGACUUCAAUAACUGGCUGAGAGGAGUUGGCUGGGUCCCAAUUCAGUCACUGGAUGUAGAAAAGGCCAAGAAAGCCACGGAGAUUCUCAGUGAGAAGAAAUACCGCCAGCAUCCCGACCAGCUCAAGUUCUCCAUCCCUAUGGAUGCCAUGGAACAAGUGCUGGCAAAGCAAAAUGCCAAGACCAUGAACAAGAGGCUGUACACAGAUAAGUGGAACAAAGAGAAGACCAGCAUUCAUGUGAUGCCAGACACCCCAGAAAUUCUGCAGUGCAAAGUGAACCAGAUGACCAUGAGUGAUAAACUUUACAAAGCUGGAUGGGAGGAGGACAAGAAGAAGGGUUAUGACUUGCAGCCAGAUGCAAUUCCAAUAAAAGCAGCCAAGAGCUCCAGGGACAUCGCGAGUGACUAUAAAUACAAACUGGCCUACGAGAAGGCCAAAGGGAAGCACAUCGGUUUCCGCAGCCUCGAGGACGACCCCAAGCUGGUGCACUUCAUGCAGGUGGCCAAGAUGCAAUCUGACAGGGAGUACAAAAAGGGUUAUGAGAAGGCCAAGACUAAUUUCCACACUCCAGUUGACAUGGUCAGCGUGGUGGCAGCCAAGAAGGCUCAGGAAGUGGCUACCAAUGCAAACUACAAGAACUUAAUCCACACCUACAAUGUCCUGCCAGAUGCUAUGAGCAUUGAAUUGGCCAAAAACAUGAUGCAGUUACAAAGUGAUAAUCAAUACAAAGCAGAGUAUGAUGAAACUAUGAAGGGUGUUGGGUGGCUCCCACUGGGCUCCCUGGAAGCUGAGAAGAACAAAAAAGCCAUGGAAAUUGUGAGUGAGAAGAAAUAUCGCCAGCAUCCAGACAAAUUGAAGUACUCUGUUCCUAUGGAUUCCAUGAACAUGGUCUUGGCUUUAAAUAACGCCAAAAUCAUGGAUGAGCACAAGUACAAACAAGCCUGGGAAGAAGACAAAAAGAAAAUUCACAUCACCCCAGAUAUUCCACAGAUUGCUUUAGCAAAAGCAAACGCAUUCAAUUUAAGUGAAAAAAUGUACAGAUCUUCAUUUGAGGAAACCAGGAAGAAAGGAUAUGAUCUCAGGGCUGAUGCUAUUCCUGUCAAAGCUGCCAAAGCUUCCAGGGAUAUUGCCAGUGAUUAUAAAUACAAAUUAGGGUAUGAAAAAGACAAGGGGAAACUCGUCGGCUUCCGCAGCCUCCAGGAUGAUCCCAAACUUGUCCAUUGCAUGCAAGUGGCCAAGAUGCAGUCGGACAGGGAGUACAAGAAGGCCUAUGAGGCGAGCAAGACUCAUUACCAGACACCUUCUGAUACCCUCAGCGUGGUGGCAGCCAAGGAGGCCCAGGACCGUGUCACCAACACCAACUACAAGCGCCUGAUCCACCAGUACAUGCUCCUGCCAGAUGCCAUGAGUCUGGAGCUGUACAGAAACAUGAACCAGAUCCAAAGUGAUAAUGAGUACAAGCAGGAUUACAAGGAGUGGUUCAGGGGGAUUGGUUGGAGUCCCGUUGGUUCUCUGGAUGUGGAGAAAUCAAAGAAAGCCACGGAGAUUGCGAGCGAUCGGAAGUACCGCCAGCACCCCAGCAAGUUCCCCUUCACCAAACAGAACGAUGCCAUGGACCUGGUCCUUGCAAAGCAGAAUGCAAACAUCAUGAACAAACAUGCUUAUACCCAAGCCUGGGAGAAGGAUAAAACUCAGGUCCAUGUGAUGCCAGACACACCAGAUAUUCUACAAGCCAAACAGAACAAGACAAACUACAGUCAGAAACUCUACAAACUUGACUGGGAGAAAAUGAUAAAGAAAGGCUAUGACCUCACACCUGAAGCCAUGUCAGUGAAAGCUGCCAAAGCUUCAAGGGACAUUGCAAGUGAUUUCAAGUACAAGGAAGGAUACCGCAAGCAGCAGGGACAUCACAUCGGAUUCCGCAGCUUGCAGGAUGACCCCAAGAUGCUGUGGUCCAUGCAAGUCGCUAAAAUGCAGAGUGAGAGGGAGUACAAGAAAGACUUUGAGAAGUGGAAGACCAAGUUCAAUAUGCCUGUGGAUAUGCUGGGCUUCCUUCUGGCCAAGAAGUGCCAGGAGCUGGUCAGUGAUGUGGACUACAAACACAUUCUGCACCGCUGGACUUGUCUGCCAGACCAGGUCGAUGUCACCGAGGCAAGGAGGGUCAACGAGCUGCAGAGUGAUAACCUGUAUAAGUCAGAUCUACAGUGGCUCAGAGGCAUUGGAUGGAGUCCUUUGGGAUCUCUGGAAGCUGAAAAGAACAAGAAAGCUUCUGAAAUACUGAGUGACAAGAAGUACAGGCAGCACCCAGACACUAUUAAGUUCACAAGUAUCCCAGAUGCCAUGGAUGUUGUUUUGGCAAAAUCUAAUGCCAAAAAUAGGAGUGAUAUACUCUACAGGGAAGCUUGGAACAAGGACAAGACUAAGGUUCACAUCAUGCCUGAUACGCCUGAAAUUUUAUUGGCUAAAUCAAACUUGAUUAACACAAGUGAUAAACGUUACAAGGUAGGAUAUGAAGAGCUGAAGAAGAAAGGCUACGACCUCCCUCCUGAUGCCAUCCCCCUCCAGGCAGCCAAGGCAUCCCGAGACAUAGCCAGUGAGUACAAGUACAAAACCGCAUACAGAAAACAGCUGGGCCACCACAUCGGGGCCAGGAACAUCGAGGAUGACCCCAAGAUGAUGUGGUCGAUGCACGUGGCCAAGAUCCAGAGUGACAGAGAGUACAAGAAGGACUUUGAGAAGUCCAAGAUGCGGGCAGAUGCCAUUCCCAUCAAGUCAGCCAAAGCUUCCCGGGACAUCGCCAGUGAUUACAAGUACAAAGAAGGGUAUCGCAAGCAGCUGGGCCACCACAUUGGGGCCAGGAACAUUGAGGAUGACCCCAAGAUGAUGUGGUCAAUGCAUGUGGCCAAGAUCCAGAGUGACAGGGAGUACAAGAAAGUUGUCCAUGCCAAGACAGUGUACGACCUGCAGAGUGAUAAUGUGUACAAGUCUGACCUGCAGUGGCUGAGGGGCAUUGGCUGGUCCCCAAUUGGAUCAUUGGACGUUGAGAAGAACAAGAGGGCGAGCGAGAUCCUGAGUGACAAGAAGUAUCGGCAGCACCCAGACACCAUCAAAUUCACGAGCCUUCCUGACUCCAUGCCCAUGGUGCUGGCAAAGAAUAACUCCAAAAUCAUGGACCAGCGCUCGUACAUCUCGGCCUGGGAGAAGGACAAAACCAGCAUUCACAUCAUGCCAUUGGCCAAGCAGAAUGCAGACACCAUGAACAAGCGCUUGUACACUGAGGCCUGGGAUAAAGACAAGACACAAAUCCACAUCAUGCCUGACACGCCUGAAAUCACACUGGCAAGAGAGAACAAGAAGAACUACAGUCUGAAACAAUACAGACAGGCCAUGGAAGAUGCAAAGAAGAAAGGCUAUGAUUUGAGAGCUGAUGCCAUCCCCAUCCAAGCAGCCAAAGCAUCCAGGCAAAUUGCCAGUGAUUACAAGUACAAGGAAGGGUAUCGCAAACAGCUGGGCCACCACAUUGGGGCCAGGAACAUCGAGGAUGACCCCAAGAUGAUGUGGUCGAUGCGUUUGUACACUGAAGCAUGGAACAAAGACAAGACCACGAUUCAUGUCAUGCCUGACACCCCAGAAAUCCUGCUGGCUAAACAAAACAGAGUGAACUACAGUGAGAAAAUGUACAAACUGGCCUUGGAGGAGUCGAAGAAGAAGGGUUAUGAUUUGCGUUUUGAUGCCAUUCCCAUUCAGUCUGCCAAAGCCUCCAGGGAGAUUGCCAGCGAGUACAAGUACAAGGAAGGAUAUCGAAAGCAGCUGGGCCACCACAUCGGGGCCAGGAACAUCGAGGAUGACCCCAAGAUGAUGUGGUCGAUGCACGUGGCCAAGAUCCAGAGUGACAGGGAGUACAAGAAGGACUUUCGUUUGUACACUGAAGCAUGGAACAAAGACAAGACCACGAUUCAUGUCAUGCCUGACACCCCAGAAAUCCUGCUGGCCAAACAAAACAGAGUGAACUACAGUGAGAAAAUGUACAAACUGGCCUUGGAGGAGUCAAAGAAGAAGGGUUAUGAUUUGCGUUUUGAUGCCAUUCCCAUUCAAUCUGCCAAAGCCUCCAGGGAGAUUGCCAGCGAGUACAAGUACAAGGAAGGAUAUCGAAAGCAGCUGGGCCACCACAUCGGGGCCCGGAACAUCGAGGAUGACCCCAAGAUGAUGUGGUCGAUGCACGUGGCCAAGAUCCAGAGUGACAGGGAGUACAAGAAGGACUUUGAGAAGUCCAAGACAAGGUUCAGCAGCCCUGUGGACAUGCUGGGAAUUGUGUUGGCCAAGAAGUGCCAGCAGCUGGUGAGCGACGCCGACUACCGGCACUACCUGCACCAGUGGAUCUGUCUGCCCGACCAGAACGACGUGAUCCAUGCCAAGGAAGCCUACGACCUCCAGAGUGAUAACUGCUACAAAUCUGACCUGGAAUGGCUGCGGGGCAUUGGCUGGGUCCCAAUUGGUUCCUUGGAAGUUGAGAAAGCCAAGAAAGCUGGAGAAAUCCUCAGUGACAGGAAGUAUCGUCAGCCUGCAGACAAAAUCAAAUUUACCAGUGUGACCGAUUCCUUAGCCAUGGUCUUAGCCAAGCAAAACGCUGAGAUCAUGAACAAGCGCUUGUACACGGAAGCCUGGGAUGCAGACAAGAAGUCCAUCCAUGUCAUGCCUGACACACCAGACAUUCUGUUAGCAAAGGCCAAUGCAGCCAACGUUAGCAAUAAACUUUAUGUCCAAGCCUGGGAAGAGGCCAAAAAGAAGGGUUAUGACAUGAGAGCUGAUGCAAUUCCAAUCAAAACCGCAAAAGCGUCAAGAGACAUUGCCAGUGACUACAAGUACAAAGAAACCCACGAGAAGGAGAAAGGCCACUACAUCGGGUGCCCCAGUGCCAAGGACGACCCCAAGCUGGCGUUGGCCGCGCGCGCCAUGGCCCUGCAGAACGACCGCCUCUACAAGAAGGCCUACAACGAUUCCAAGACCCAGAUCCACAUCCCUGUGGAUGCCCUGUCGGUGCAGGCAGCCAAGGAGUGCCAGACCCUGGUCAGUGACAUUGACUACAGGCAGUACCUGCACCAGUGGACCUGCCUUCCUGACCAGAACGACGUGAUCCACGCACGGCAGGCCUACGACCUCCAGAGCGACAACGUGUACAAAUCUGACCUGGAAUGGCUGCGAGGCAUUGGCUGGCUGACAGAAGGGUCUGUGGAUGUGGUCAAAGCCAAGAAGGCCCAGGAGCUCCUCAGCGACCGCCUGUACCGCACGCGGCCGGAGCAGCUGAAGUUCACCAGCAUCACUGACUCCCCAGACGUUGUCCUGGCCAAGACCAACGCCAUGCAGCUCAGUGAUCGUCUGUAUCGUGAGGCCUGGGAUAAAGACAAGACCCAGAUUUCCCUCCCUUCAGACACUCCUGUCAUGCUGCAGUCCAAAGUGAAUGCUCUCAACAUCAGCAAUAAACAUUAUCAGAAAGCCUGGGAUGAGGCCAAGGCGAAAAGCUAUGACAUAAGAGCUGAUGCCAUUCCCAUCAAACAAGCCAAGGCCUCCAGAGACAUUGCCAGUGAGUACAAGUACAAAGAGACCCACGAGAAGCAGAAAGGCCACUACAUCGGGUGCCCCAGUGCCAAGGACGACCCCAAGCUGGCGUUGGCCGCGCGCGCCAUGGCCCUGCAGAACGACCGCCUCUACAAGAAGGCCUACAACGAUUCCAAGACCCAGAUCCACAUCCCUGUGGAUGCCCUGUCGGUGCAGGCAGCCAAGGAGUGCCAGACCCUGGUCAGUGACAUUGACUACAGGCAGUACCUGCACCAGUGGACCUGCCUUCCUGACCAGAACGACGUGAUCCACGCACGGCAGGCCUACGACCUCCAGAGCGACGCUGUAUACAGGUCAGACCUAGAGUGGCUCCGUGGAAUUGGGUGGUUGCCCAAUGACUCUCCAGAAAUUAAGAGGGUGAAGAAUGCCCAGGAUCUCCUGAGUGACAACGUGUAUCGGACCCCCAUUGACAGUGUGAAGUACACCAGUGUUGUGGAUUCCCCAGAUGUUGUUCUGGCCAAAAUCAACGCUGAACAGAUCAGCAUUCCAAAAUAUAAAGAAGCCUGGGAAAAAGACAAGACUAUGAUUCACAUCAUGCCAGACACCCCUGAAAUCAGCCUAGCCAAGGCUAAUGCUGUUAAUUACAGCCAGAAACAAUAUAAAGGAGCUUGGGAUGAGCUGAAGAUGAGCUACGAUUUGAGAGCAGAUGCAAUUCCAAUCAAGACAGCCAAGGCUUCUAGAGAGAUUGCCAGUGAUUACAAAUACAAGCUGGAACAUGAGAAGCAGAAAGGACACUACGUGGGAGUGCCGAACGCAAAGGGAGAUUCCAAAAUCCAGUUUGCCCUGGAUGUAGCCAAAGUUCAGAGCGAACGAGAGUACAAGAAGCACUUUGCCAAGCAGAAGACCCAGUGCCACCUGCCAGUGGACAUGAUGUCCAUCGUGGCAGCCAAGCAUGGGCAGGCUCUGGUGAGCGACGCCGACUACCGGCACUACCUGCACCAGUGGAUCUGCCUCCCCGACCAGAAUGAUGUCAUUCAUGCCAGGCAAGCCUACGACCUCCAGAGUGAUGCUGUUUACAAAGCUGAUUUGGAAUGGCUGCGGGGAAUCGGAUGGCUGCCAAAUGAUUCCCUUGGAGUCAAGCAUGUCAAAUAUGCUGGAGAUCUCCUGAGUGAGAGGAAAUACCGCACGAAAGCUGAAACUCUCCCGUUCACUGCUGUGGCUGACAGAGUUGAUUAUGUCACAGCAAAGAAUAGCACUGAAAUCCUCAGUGAUAUUAAAUACCACAAAGAAUGGAAUGAGGCCAAGACAAAUUAUACUCUCACAGAUACACCACAGCUGGAUAUGGCCCGAGAGGCAGCCAGAAUUCUAAAUCAGAAUUUGUACAAGGAAAGUUGGGAGAAAGAAAAAGCCACUGGUUACCUCCUGCCUCCUGACACGGUGCAGAUCACUCAUGCCAAGCACUCGAGUGAUGUCCAAAGUGAGCUGAAAUACAAAGCUGAGUAUGUCAAGCAGAGAGGUCACUACGUGGGAGUUGCCAAGAUGAGGGACGACCCCAAGCUGGUGUGGUACGAGCACGCGGGCGAGAUCCAGAACGACAGGCUGUACAAAUCAAACUACAACAAAACCAAGUCCAAAAUCCACAUGCCUUCGGAUGCCAUGGCAGUUGUGGCAGCAAAGGAGUGCCAGAACUUGGUCAGUGAUGUUGAGUAUCGCCAGUACCUGCACCAGUGGACCUGCCACCCUGACCAGAACGACGUGAUCCACGCACGGCAGGCCUACGACCUCCAGAGUGAUAAUGUCUACAAAGCUGAUUUGGAGUGGCUCCGUGGCUGCGGUUGGAUCCCUCUCGAUUCAGUGGAGCAUAAGAAGGUUAAGAAUGCACAGGAGCUGAUAAACAAGAGAGCAUACACAAAAGAAGCUAUGGAGAACUUUUCCAAGUACACCACCGUGGUUGACACUCCUGAGAUCACUUUGGCAAAGAUGAACUCUGUCAAUCAGAGUGAUCUAAAAUACAAAGAAACAUUUAACCAGGAGAAAGGCCAGUACAUUGGGUCUGAUGAUACUCCUGCUCUGCACCACGCCAAAGAUAUGUCCUUGCUCCACAGUGAGAAACAUUACAAGAAAGCCUGGGAGCUGAGCAAGCCCAUUGGGUACACUCUGGAUGAGAAAUAUGUUCCACUUGUGGGAGCCAAACAUGCAAACCACAUCAACAGUGAGCUUAAAUAUAAGGAAAUCUAUGAGAAGCUGAAAGGCCAUUACCUGGCUGGGAAGGAUAUUGGUGAUUUCCCCAGUGUCACUCACUCCCUGGAAUUCCAGAAAAUGAGGAGCGCGCUGGCUUACAGAAAGAACUAUGAAGACACCAAGAAAAAUGUCCACAUCCCAGCUGACAUGAUGAACCACGUCCUGGCCAAGAAGUGCCAGUACAUCCUCAGUGACCUGGAGUACCGCACGUACUUCCAUCAGUGGAGCUGCUCCCCUGAGGAGAACGAUGUGAUUCACGCCAGGAAAGCCCAGGAGAUCCUCAGUGAUUCUGUGUAUAAAGAUGACUUAAACUGGCUGAAGGGACUUGGAUGUUACGUCUGGGAUACUCCACAAAUCCUACAGGCUAAGAAAUCCUAUGACCUGCAGAGCCAGAUAAAAUACACCUCUGCAGGGAAGGAGAACUUCCAGAACUUCAGUGUGGUUACAGACACCCCUGUCUAUGUGACUGCUCUGCAAAGUGCUGCCAAUGCCAGCGAGGUGAAGUACAAGGAGGAAUUCCACAAAACUAAGGACAAGUACACAACUGUGACUGACACAGUGGAUUCAGAAAGAGUUCAGAGUUUGAAACAUCUCUAUAGUGAUAAUCUCUACAAGAAGGCCUGGGAUAAAGUGAAGGCCACCAGCUAUGCACUGCCCUCAGAUACUGUAGCCUUGGCACGUGCCAAAGAGCUGAAGCACAAUGCAAGCAUUGUCAAAUACCGUGAGGAAUAUGACAAGUUCAAAGCCCUGUACACCCUCCCCAGAGGAGUUGAGGAUGAUCCCAAUACAGAAAGGUGCCUCAGAGUUGGGAAGCUCAACAUUGAUCGUCUGUACAAAGAAGCCUAUGAGAAGACCAAAGCCAAGGUGCACAUUGUCCCAGACAUGGUGGACAUCAUCUCAGCCAAGGAUGCCCAGAAGAAGGUCAGCGAGGUCGAUUAUCGCACGCGCCUCCACGAGUGGCUCUGUCUGCCAGACCUGCAGGUCAACACCCAUGUGAGAAGAGUCACCGACCAAGUCAGUGAUGUUAUCUACAAGGAUGACCUGAACUGGCUGAAAGGCAUUGGCUGCUUUGUCUGGGACACUCCUGAAAUCCUCCAUGCCAAGCAGGCCUAUGACCUUCGCAGUGAUAUUAAGUACAAAUCUAAGGCAGAAAAAAUGAAGAAGGACUUCACUGUGGUCACGGACACUCCUGUCUAUGUCCAGAAUGUAAUCAGUGCCUUGAAUUUAAGUGAAGCUGUCUAUCGUGGUGAUUACAAGAAGAAUGUCCAAGGCAAGAUGAUCCCCACUGAUAAAACAGUGGAUCUGGAGCGGGCAUACAAUGCAAACAAAAUACAGAGUGAGAAUUUGUAUCGCUGGGCUGGUGUGAAUGCUCUGCCCACUGGGUACAGCCUUCCCACGGACACUCCCAACUUCCAGCACGCCAAACACGUCCAGCACAUCGGCAGUGAUCUGAAAUAUAAAGAAGCCUAUGAACACAUGAAAGCCAAGGGCUACACUCUGGGACCUAAAGAUGUUGGCUUUGAAAAUGUGAGGAAGGUCAAUCAAGUCAUUAACGAGAGGCUGUACAGGGCAACCUACCACAAGAACAAGGACAAGAUUCACACCACCCCUGACACGCCUGAACUCCGCCAAGUCAGAGCCACCCAGGAGGCUGUCAGUGAUCUGAUCUACAAGUCAGAUUUCUUCAAGAUGCAGGGCCACCUGAUCUCCCUGCCCUACACCCCUCACGUGCUGCACUGUCGCUACGUCGGGGACAUCACCAGUGAUAAUAAAUACAAAGAGGACCUGAGGUGGCUGAAGGGCUUGGGUUGCUUCCUGUAUGACACCCCUGACAUGGUCCGUGCCCGUGAGCUCCGCAAGCUCUGGUCCAAUUAUAUCUACACAAGUACUGCCAAGAAAAUGUGGCCUAAAUUCCAGGUGGUGUUGGAUACUCCUGGGUACAGAGCAGUGCAGGAACUAAAAACCCAUCUGAGUGAGCUGGUUUACAGAGCUGCAGGCAAUGAGCUGAAGACAAAAUACACUUCCAUCCUUGAUACACCUGACUUCAUCAGAGCCAAGACAGGACAAAAAAUACAGAGCCAGUACUUGUACGUGGAGCUUGCCACAAAGGAGAGACCCCACCAUCAUGCUGAUGGUCAGACUCAAGCCUUUGCACAUGCCAGGAAUGUCAAGGACAUGAUCAGUGAGAAAAAGUACAAAACCCAGUAUGAGAAGAUGAAGCACAAAUACACCCCUGUCCCUGACACCCCAGUGCUGAUCAGAGCCAAGAGAGCCUACCUGAAUGCCAGUGAUCUGCGCUACAAAGAAACCUUUGAGAACACCAAGGGCAAAUACCACACCGUGAAGGAUGCUCUGGACAUCGUGUACCACAGGAAGGUCACUGAUGACAUCAGCAGUGUGAAGUAUAAGGAGAAUUACAUGAGCCAGCUGGGAAUCUGGAGAUCCAUCCCAGACCGGCCCGAGCACUUCCACCACCGCCUGGUCACGGAUGCCAUCAGUGAUGUUAAAUACAAGGAAGACCUGGAAUGGCUCAAAGGCACUGGUUGCUAUGUGUGGGAUACUCCAAGUUUUGUCCUGGCAGAGCAGAAUAAAGUGCUCUACAGUGGGUGCAAGUACAAGGAGAAUUUUGAGAAGACCAAGUCCAAGUUCAAGUACGUGGCUGACUCUCCAAUCAAUGAACAUUUUAAAUAUGCAACUCAGCUGAUGGAUGGGAGAAGCUAUAAAGCCUUUGCCAAGAUGCUCCUGCAGCACGGAUGCAAUGAAAUUCUGAGGCCAGACAUGCUGACAGCACUCUACAACACAUACCUGUGGAGCCAGAUUCAGUACAAAAAGGACUAUGAGAAGAAGAAGGACAAAUACACCACAGUUCUGGAUACUCCAGAGUAUUUACGGACCACGAAGGUCAACAAGCAGAUCAGUGACAUUAUUUACAAGCUGGAGUACAACAAAGCCAAGCCCAAGGGCUACACCACCAUCCAGGACACGCCGAUGCUGCUGCAUGUGCGCAAGGUCAAGGACAGGAUCAGUGACCUGAAAUACAAAGAAAUGUAUGAGAGGAGCAAAUCUCGCUGCAACGUCGUGGCAGAUUCAGUUCACAUCAAAACUCCCAGGCACGCCUACAAACUGAACAGCAACCUGGAUUAUAAGAAGAAAUACGAAGCAGCCAAAGCCCACUGGCACCUGAUUGCUGACAGGCCUGACUUCAUCCAAGCAGCCAAGUCCUCUCUGCAGCAGAGUGAUUAUGAAUACAAACUGGACCGGGAAUUCCUCAAGGGGUGCAAACUGUCUGUCACAGAUGAUAAAAACACAGUGUUGGCCCUCAAUAAUGCCAUCCUGGCCAGUGAUAUAAAAUACAAAGAGAAGCACAACAAAGCCCGUGGGACCUACCACGUUGUUCCAGACACCCCUCAGAUCCUGCUGGCUAAGAACGUCAGCUCUCUGGUGUCCGAGAACAAAUACAAAGAGCAGAGCAAGAAGCAGCUGCCCCAUGGCUCCUUCACCACCCUGCCCGAGACCAGGGACACCGUCCACGUCAAGGAGGUGACCAAGAACGUCAGCGAGACGAACUACAAGAAGAAGUUUGUGAAGGAGAAAGGCAAAUCCAAUUAUUCUGUCAUGCUGGAGCCUCCUGAGGUGAAACAUGCCAUGGAAGUUGCUAAAAACCAGAGCACAAUUGAAUACAAGAAAGAUGCCAAAUCCAAACUCCACUACACACCUAUAGCAGAUCGACCAGAUAUUAAGAAAGCAACUCAGGCUGCCAAAUUAAUCAGCAAUAUUGAAUAUAAGAAGCGUGGAGCAGCAGGUGUGGGUGUGACCAUGCUGGGACGUCCAGACAUUGAGCUGGCCAAGGAGGUGUCCAAACUGACCAGCCAGGUGAAAUACAAGGAGAACUUUGCCAAAGAGUUGGGCAAAAAGCCAAAAUAUGAUUUGAAGGAGGCCAAAAUCUACAAGACCCUGAAGGACGCGCACAACAUGGCCAGCGAGGUGAAGUACAAGGCAGACCUGAAGAAGCUGCACAAGCCCGUCACGGACAUGAAGGAGUCGCUGCUCAUGAACCACGUGCUGAGCACCAGCCAGCUCGCCAGUGCUUACCAGUACAAGAAGCAAUAUGAGAAGAGUAAGGGUCACUACCAUGUGGUGCCAGAUAAUCUUGAACAGGUUCAUCUCAGGGAGGCCUCAGAGCUCCAGAGCCACGUGAAAUACAGAGAAAAGUAUGAGAAGGAAAAAGGAAAGCCCAUGUUGGACUUUGAAACUCCCACAUACCUGACUGCCAAGGAGUCUCAGCUCAUGCAGAGCGAGAAAGAAUAUAAGAAGGACUUUGAAGAGUCCAUGAAGGGCAGGAACCUCACUGGCCUGGAGGUCACACCAUCCCUCUUGCAUGUCAAAUACGCCACCAAAAUAGCGAGCGAGAAAGAGUACAGGAAGGAUCUGGAGGAAGGAGUCAAAGGGAAAGGACUGACAGCCUUGGAGGAGACUCCAGAAAUGCUGAGAGCCAAGAAUGCCACUCAAAUCCUGAACGAGAAGGAGUACAAGAAGGCCCUGGAGCAGGAGAUCCGCGGGAAGGGCCUGACCGAGCUGGCGCUGGAGACGCCGGAUUUCGUGCGGGCCAGGAACGCCACCGACAUCGCCAGCCAGAUCAAAUACAAACAAUUGGCAGAAAUGGAGAAAGCCAACUACACCAGUGUUGUUGAUACUCCAGAGAUUAUUCAUGCCCAGCAGGUCAAGAACCUUUCCAGCCAGAAAAAAUACAAGGAAGAUGCAGAGAAGAACAUGCCCUACUACGUGCCUGUGGCUGACACACCAGAAAUGCAGAGGGUCCGAGAGAAUCAGAAGAACUUUAGCAUGCUUCAGUAUCAGUCAGACCUACAGAACAGUAAAGGAAAAGUCACAGUGGUUCAGGACACCCCAGAAAUCCUGAGGGUGAAGGAAAACCAGAAGAAUUUCAGCUCGGUGAAGUACAAGGAGAGCAUUGGCAAAGGGACUCCCAUCCCCGACCUGCCCGAGGUGAAGCGCGUCAAGGAGACCCAGAAGCACAUCAGCUCGGUGUUGUACAAGGAGGAGCUGGGCACGGGCACCCCCACGCCCCUCACCCCAGAAAUGGAGCGGGUCAAACGCAACCAGGAGCAGAUUAGCUCGGUGUUGUACAAGGAGAACAUAGGGAAAGCCACCCCCACCCCCGUCACCCCCGAGAUGGAGAGGGUCAAACGCAACCAGGAGAUCAUUAGCUCGGUUUUGUACAAGGAAAAUGUGGGGAAGGUGACCCCGACCCCCAUCACCCCCGAGAUGGAGAGAGUCAAACGCAAUCAAGAGAUCAUUAGCUCGGUGCUGUACAAGGAGCACAUGGCCAAGGGAACUCCGACCCCGCUGACCCCGGAGAUGGAGAGAGCCAAACGCAACCAGGAGAACAUCAGCUCGGUUCUUUACUCUGACAGUUUCCGCAAGCAAGUCCAAGGAAAAGCCGCCUACGUCCUGGACACGCCGGAGAUGCGGCGCGUGCGGGAGACCCAGAAGCACAUCUCCACUGUGAAGUACCACGAGGACUUCGAGAAGAGCAAAGGGAGCUUCACGCCCGUGGUGACCGACCCCAUCACGGAGCGCGUGAAGAAGAACAUGCAGGACUUCAGUGACAUCAGCUACCGGGGCAUCCAGAGGAGGGUGGUGGAGAUGGAGCGGAAACGCGUGGACCAGGACCAGGAGAACCUCACAGGGCUCCGGGUGUGGAGAACCAACCCCGGCUCCGUCUUCGACUACGACCCCGCCGAGGACAACAUCCAGUCCCGGAGUCUGCACAUGAUCUCAGUCCAGGCGCAGCGCCGCAGCCGGGAGCACUCGCGCUCCGCCAGCGCCCUGAGCAUCAGCGGCGUGGCCGACGAGAAAUCCGAGCCCUCGGACGGCACCGACCAGCGCCUGUCCUACUACAGCAACGGGGGCUUCUUCACCACCACGGCCACAGUGGGCUACAAGCAGGUCAAGACCAUUGAGUUGCCACAGCAGCGCUCGUCCUCGGUGGCCACCCAGCAAACCACGGUGUCCUCGGUGCCUUCCCACCCCUCCACUGCUGGGAAGACGUUCCGGGCCAUGUACGACUACACGGCGGCGGACGCGGACGAGGUGUCCUUCAAGGACGGUGACACCAUCGUCAACGUGCAGGCCAUCGACGAGGGCUGGAUGUACGGCACCGUGCAGAGAACCGGCAAGACCGGCAUGCUGCCGGCCAACUACGUGGAGGCCGUGUGAGCCCGGCCUGGGACAGCUCCCUGGGCUGGGACGUGUCCCCCCGGGGAUGGGACACUGCCCUGGGGAUGGGACAUGUCCCCUCAGGGAUGGGACACUGCCCUGGGGAUGGGACACCUCCCCCUGGGGAUGGGACACCUGCCCUGGGGAUGGGACACCUGCCCUGGAGAUGGGACAUGUCCCCUCAGGGAUGGGACACCUGCCCUGGGGAUGGGACACCUGCCCUGGGGAUGGGACAUGUCCCCUCAGGGAUAGGACACCUCUCCUGGGGAUGGGACAUGUCCCCUCAAGCAUGGGACACCUCUCCUGGGGAUGGGACAUGUCCCCUCAGGGAUGGGACACCUGCCCUGGGGAUGGGACACCUCUCCCGGGGAUGGGACAUGUCCCCUCAGGGAUGGGACACCUCCCCCGGGAUGAGACAUCUGCCCCAGGCCCUCCCAGUCCCCUCAGCCACAACAGAAAUAACUGCAGAGCAAAACACACCUGGAAUAUUUCACAAGGUUUCCAAAAGUACCUCUAAGCACAUCCUGCCUUUCUCCCGCUGCCAAACACUUCCAAAUGUCUGGAGUUUCAAAUGUUUCAUCAUGAUCUAAGACACUACAAGACAUCUCCAAAAUUCCACUGCUGAAGACUAACACACACAUUUUAUGAUUCGUUCUCCCACAUGGAGAGAAUUUUUCUGGGCUGUUCUGAAAUGUUUCAAUCUCUUCACUUCCUUUUCCAUUUAAGCUUUGUAUUUCAACCCAAUUUAUCUGGGGAGGGGAAAGCAACCGCCCCUCUCCUCCUGCUUGCUGAGCUCUCAUGAAUGUUUCUCCUGCAACUGUUCUGGGGGCAAAAGCUGUGAUUUCUUGUAAAUUAGUGAUGAAUAAAGCUGAGGUUUCUGCAGUA
Messenger RNA from Lonchura striata (white-rumped munia), 17314 nucleotides. NCBI's taxonomy places the organism in Eukaryota, Metazoa, Chordata, Aves, Passeriformes, Estrildidae. The record is from RefSeq and is a predicted model, not a curated record.